Molecule: messenger RNA, 930 nt
Organism: Eremothecium gossypii ATCC 10895
Lineage: Eukaryota; Fungi; Ascomycota; Saccharomycetes; Saccharomycetales; Saccharomycetaceae
Gene: RPP0
Product: 60S ribosomal protein uL10
Exons: 1
Coding region: 1-930 (309 amino acids)
Biological process (GO): ribosomal large subunit assembly; ribosome biogenesis; cytoplasmic translation
Cellular component (GO): cytosolic large ribosomal subunit
Molecular function (GO): structural constituent of ribosome; large ribosomal subunit rRNA binding
Source: RefSeq, marked provisional
AUGGGAGGCGUCCGUGAGAAGAAGUCUGAAUACUUCGCUAAGCUAAGAGAGUACUUGGAAGAGUACAAGUCCGUCUUCGUUGUCGGUGUCGACAAUGUCUCUUCGCAGCAGAUGCACGAGGUCAGAAAGGCCUUGAGAGGCAAGGCUGUGGUGUUGAUGGGUAAGAACACCAUGGUUAGAAGAGCCAUCAGAGGUUUCAUUGCUGACUUCCCAGACUACGAGAAGCUAUUGCCUUUCGUUAAGGGCAACGUCGGUUUUGUCUUCACCAACGAGCCUUUGACCGACAUUAAGGAGGUCAUUGUUGCCAACAAGGUUGCUGCUCCGGCCAGAGCUGGUGCUGUUGCCCCAGAGGACAUCUGGGUUCUAGCUGUCAACACCGGUAUGGAGCCAGGUAAGACCUCUUUCUUCCAGGCUUUGGGUGUCCCAACCAAGAUUGCCAGAGGUACCAUUGAGAUUACCUCCGACGUCAAGGUCGUUGAGGCCGGUAACAGAGUCGGUGCCUCCGAGGCUUCUUUGUUGAACUUGUUGAACAUCUCUCCGUUCACCUACGGUUUGACUGUUGUUCAGGUCUACGACAACGGCCAGGUCUUCCCAGCCUCCAUCUUGGACAUCACUGACGAGGAGUUGGUCUCUCACUUCGUUACUGCUGUGAACACCAUUGCCUCUAUCUCCUUGGCUAUCGGCUACCCAACCUUGCCAUCUGUCGGUCACACCUUGAUCAACAACUACAAGGACUUGCUAGCUGUCGCUAUCGCUGCCAACUACGUCUACCCAGAGAUUGAGGAGCUAGUUGACAGAAUCGAGAACCCAGACAAGUACGCUUCUGCCGCUCCAGCUGCUGCUGCUUCCUCCGCCCCAGCUGAGGAGGCUGCCGCUGAGGAGGACGAGGAGUCUGAGGACGAUGACAUGGGCUUCGGCUUGUUCGAUUAA